Molecule: messenger RNA, 300 nt
Organism: Rangifer tarandus platyrhynchus (Svalbard reindeer)
Lineage: Eukaryota; Metazoa; Chordata; Mammalia; Artiodactyla; Cervidae
Source: the annotation of a GenBank genome assembly
AUGAAGUGGGUGGGAGCGGGGUCCCCGCGGGAGGCGCCCGCACUCUCGAACCCCACGUCGCCCCCCGAGUCGGCCGCCCACCAGCGAUCCCGGCCGGUACCCGGGAGGCUUGCUCACCCGGUCCCGGUCCCAGGCCCCGCCGCUGUCCGCCGCGCACUCACCGGACGCCACAGCUCCGGGUCUCCCGUCGUCUCCGCAGCUCCGGGUCUCCCGUCGUCUCCGCAGCGGGUCUGCAGAAACCGGAGAGGGAGGGGGAGCGGGAGCGGGGGCGGGUCCUGGGCGGGCCUGGUGUACACGUGA